UGACUUGAAAAAAGUGGAGAAGAAAAGGGCAACCCAUAAUACAUGGAGCAGUGCGAUUCCUUAGCGAUUUAAAACGAAGUCCCUCUCAAUGGUUAGUGAUACUCAUGUAGAAUCUCAUGAGUACAGCAUCAAAACUUGUUUUCAUCAAGGAUACAACUGAAAAGGAUGUCAAUGAGGCCUCGGAACAGAGACGUUUGCGCUGAUUGCAGCGCUCCUGGACCAACAUGGGCAUCUGUGAACCGUGGUGUCCUCAUCUGUGAUGAGUGCUGCAGUAUCCACCGGGGCCUGGGCAGGCACAGCUCCCAGGUCCGACACCUCACACACACGUCAUGGCCGCAGUCCCAGCUGCAGAUGGUUCAGACAUUGUACAACAAUGGGGCGAAUUCCAUUUGGGAGCAUAGUCUUUUGGAUCCCUCCUCUGUGAUGACUGGGAAACGCAAAGCCAAUCCUCAAGACAAAGUACACCCCAACAAAACAGAAUUCAUUAAGGCAAAAUAUCAGAUGCUGGCAUUUGUGCACCGGAUGCCCUGUCGUGAGGAUGACAGCGUCACAGCAAAAGACUUGAGCAAGCAACUUCACUCCAGUGUGAGGACAGGCAAUCUGGAGACUUGCCUACGACUGCUGUCUUUGGGAGCACAGGCCAACUUCUUUCAUCCUGAGAAAGGGAACACUCCUCUGCAUGUUGCUGCCAAAGCGGGCCAGCUCUCUCAGGCUGAGCUCUUGGCCGUGUACGGGGCCGACCCAGGUGCCCCUGAUGCCAAUGGGCUCUCACCCAUCGACUAUGCCAGGCAAGCUGGUCACCAUGAUCUUGCUGAUAGAUUGGUCGAGAUCCAGUUUGAGCUCACAGACAGGCUGGCGUUCUAUCUGUGUGGAAGGAAACCAGAUCAUAAAAAUGGACAGCAUUUCAUCAUUCCACAGAUAGCUGACAGUGGUCUGGAUUUGUCCGAAUUGGCAAAAGCGGCAAAGAAGAAGUUGCAGUCGCUCAGCAACCACCAGUUUGAGGAGUUAGCCAUGGACGUCUAUGAUGAAGUGGACAGAAGAGAAACUGAUGCUGUAUGGCUGGCCACGCAGAAUCACAGCACCCUGGUGACGGAAACCACUGUGGUCCCUUUCCUUCCCGUGAACCCUGAGUACUCUUCCACCAGAAAUCAGGGUCGUCAGAAACUGGCUCGAUUCAAUGCUCAUGAGUUCGCCACGCUGGUCAUCGAUAUUUUAACUGAUGCCAAACGUCGCCAACAAGGGACUUCUUGUGAGAAUGCCAACGAAAACGUGGAGCUUAUCCUGAAGGGCAUUGACAACCGGCACGGGAGAGAGAGUCAGGACGUGGAUCAGCCGGAUUACGAUAGCGUGGCGUCUGACGAGGACACAGAGAGGGAGCCGGCUUCUGGGAAAGAGGAACGGACUAAGAGCUCUGAGUCGUCUGAUCUGUCGGAUGGGCCGAUCACGGUCCAGGAGUUUAUGGAGGUCAAGAGUGCUCUCAACGCCUCGGAGGUGAAGAUCCAGCAGCUGCUGAAGGUGAACUGCCACCUGAGUGAAGAGUUGAGGACGAUGCAGAACAAGCUGAGCUACCUGCAGAAUGAGAACUGCACCCUGAAGUGGCAGGGCCCCACGAACUCCACUGCGCCUCCAGAUCCCGUUCGCCGCCCGGCUGUGCGUGGAGGCCGGGCCAUGUCCAUGUAUGAGACCGGGUCGGGUCUGAAGCAGUACCAUCCCCGCAGCGAGGCGCCUCGUCCAGAUGGGAGCACCCUCAACCUGCAACCUCUGCCCCAAGAGAUGGGGAAGGGUCCUUCCGUGACAGCCUCCUCCUCCCUUCCCAGCUUCCCCUCAUCCUUGUCCUGGCCUGGGGAUGAGAGAGUGCACAGGGGCUCCAGUUUCAUAGAGGGCCAGUGCAGUGUACCGGAGAGUGACUAUGACAACGCGCACAACCACUUGGAGCCAGAGGAAUACGGUUCGGGCCAGGGCAGUGUUGGUGGGGUGGCCUGGAUGAGUGAGGGGGCGAUCCCAGAGUCGGACCCCCAGGAGCCGGAGGGCGAGCCCGACCCAACUCUCCCGUGCACGGAGGACGUGAUCAGCAAGACGGAGCAGAUCACCAAGAACAUCCAGGAGCUGCUGCGGGCCGCUCAAGAGAACAAGCAUGAGAGUUUUGUACCCUGCUCAGAAAGAAUUCAUGUGGCUGUAAAUGAGAUGGCGGCUCUGUUUCCGAAGCGGCCCAGCUCGGAGACGGUCCAUGGCUCCCUGCGCCUGCUCACCUCCAGCGCCAGCCGUCUCCAGGGGGAGUGUCACCGGGCGACGCCCCCCAACACCCACCACGGCGAUGCCCAGCUGCUCACCCAGCAGGUCAUUCAGUGCGCCUAUGACAUCGCCAAGGCUGCCAAGCAACUCGUCACCAUAACAACCAAAGAGAGCAACUGACUCUGCGCCCUCUCUCUCUCUCCUCCCACCUUACCCACCUGAAAUUGACAUUUGUGUCUGUGAGAUAACAUGAGUUUUUUGCCACUAAUUGUGUUAUUAUUUUUUUUAUUAUAUGUCAGUAUUAUCACAUGUAUGCCAUUAUUUUUUUCUAAAGGAACCGGACUUAUUAUAUAUUUCUAAUAUAGUUGUAAUGGCGUUACGCCCAUAUAUGCUUUCUAAUAAUGUGUGUGUGUAUGUCUGUGUGUGCGUGUAUGUGUAUGCGUGCGUGUGUGUGUGUGUGUGUGUGGGCUGUAAGUGAUGCUCUGAGUGUGUGUGGGCUCAGAUAUGUUUUGUCAGCCAAAAGCAUCAUGCGUAUCGUAAGUGAAACAAGCCUCUCUCGCAUCUCUCCCUGAGCACUGUGGUCCCUGAUCCCAAAUUCUGAUCCUCUCUCUCAUAUCGGUUUUUGGUCUUCGGUUAGGGUCUACGCCUGGUCUCCGACCCUUUAAUUUUCCGCCUGCAGUGAAAGGGCUUAAGGUCGCUACGCCGAACUCCCUUCAGUAUUACGCCUGUUAUACCUCAUUCAUUUGGCCCAUAAACAGUGUCCUCAACUGGACCUCCGCUUGUUUCCUAUGGAGAAACCCCCAAGUGCUCCCAAUAACCCCGUUUAUCUGAAUGUUUUUUUAAAAUUUUUUUUAAAUUUUUUUUUUAAAUGUACUUGAGAGUUCAGACAAACUAAUGUGAGGACUUGUACGGUUUAAGUAUUUGUGUUCUUAUCCUAUGCGCUCUGUUUCUGGACAAACGCUAACGUGGGCCCCUGUGUGCUCAGUGCUGUCAGUUUGGUUCAUGCCCUGUGUGUCAGGGAUCGAAGAGACUGAACCCAGUUUAUGAUCCGUGGCUGUGCGUAUCUCUUUCUCUCUCAUGACCUUUGUCAGCAUGGGUGUAUUGUGUGUCCGUGUUGUGUUUUGAUUCUCCCUGUGUGGUGUCACGACGGUUAUGGCUUUGUGUUGCGCAGAUCAUGUACAAUGCUGCUAGAUGUUAACUACAUAUGCAACCACUGGGGUGCUGGUGAUUUUAAAAGGCAAACAUGUAACAUCAAACUUAACCAAGGGUGCAAAAAGGCCUUAAGAGCUCCAUCGUAAAGACAGGGAUUGUUACUGAUCGCCACAUGUCCAUAAUGGUGUAGAUUUGCCAGAACACAGUGGGUAUAGGUGAAAGACUUUUCAAGAUGUCUGUAAACUGUUGUACCUAUGUACAUCAGGUUAUAGCUUUAGAGAAAUUGCAGUAUUUUAAUGCAACAUGUUCCUCCUUUGACAGUCAAUUGAGGUCAUUGUGCUAGAGCAAGUAGAGGUUUCACUGCUUUGAGUGAUGGUGUAAACAUGUCGCCACAGAACAAGGAACAAUUAUAGAACACGACCCCUAUUGGCCAAAUACUACCAUUUUUGGCAACUAUUUUAGCAACUGUGAAGUCAGCCAGGCAUUUUUUGAGUCAGAACUCAAGUCUCUGUCCUCUGUCUCCUCAUUUCUACACUAUGUAGACUGGACAUGUAUGGCAGCUCAGUAUGGAGAUGUGCUCAAGUUGCAGCUCUUAAGGGGCCUGAACAGGACCCCAUCCAGGGAUAUCAGAAAUGCAGUCCAUGCAGCUGUGGUAAUGAACAAUAAUAAACAUUAAUAAGCCAUUUAUUUCAAUAAACUUUAAUUUAUAAAUCCUUGACUGCAAUCUCAACAUGUUUAAGCAGUGUAAUAAAGUACAAUGUGGGGAACAGUG
This is a messenger RNA of Sardina pilchardus (European sardine), 4156 nucleotides long. RefSeq names its product G protein-coupled receptor kinase interacting ArfGAP 2b (gene git2b). Gene Ontology annotation, cellular component: synapse. The record is from RefSeq and is a predicted model, not a curated record. Lineage: Eukaryota; Metazoa; Chordata; Actinopteri; Clupeiformes; Clupeidae. Gene Ontology annotation, molecular function: small GTPase binding; GTPase activator activity. The transcript has 20 exons. Gene Ontology annotation, biological process: brain development; synaptic vesicle recycling; regulation of G protein-coupled receptor signaling pathway. Bases 166 to 2412 code for a protein of 748 amino acids.